This is a messenger RNA of Frieseomelitta varia, 1681 nucleotides long. RefSeq names its product ubiquitin-conjugating enzyme E2 J1-like. The transcript is spliced from 5 exons. NCBI's taxonomy places the organism in Eukaryota, Metazoa, Arthropoda, Insecta, Hymenoptera, Apidae. The coding region runs from base 339 to 1139 and encodes 266 amino acids. The record is from RefSeq and is a predicted model, not a curated record.
GCGUGGCCUCUGCGCACGUUCAUCGGCGAACAACUUCAAGCAAGUGAAAACUAACAUAAGUGCGCGUGCACGGAAUAAGCUGUAGCCACUUUCACGUUAUUUUUUGUGCGUUUCUGUACGCGCCGCUCGUAUUAGGCCACGUCAAAAUUAAUUUCGUCGUUGGCCCGUGAUGCAAUAUACACAUUUCGAAUGAUCGAGUUUAUCCCGGGAAAAAAUGUGAAGAAUGUAUUGUAGCUGACUACGUCGGUGUAUCGAGGCUGUUUGACAAGGGCAGAUAGCACUCAGCUCAAGUACUAUUUUUAUUCCAGUUUAACCUCAGUCGAGACACUCGCUCGGAAAUGUCAUUCGAGGGGAAAUACAAUGCGAAAAGUCCCGCCGUGAAGAGAUUAAUGAGAGAGGCUCAAGAGCUCCACGAAGCUACGGAAGAAUAUUGUGCAUCUCCUUUAGAGGACAAUCUUUUUGAAUGGCAUUUCACUGUACAAGGACCACCAUCCACAGACUUCGAAGGUGGUGUUUACCAUGGCAGAAUUUUGUUACCACCAGAAUACCCUAUGAAACCCCCAAACAUAAUAUUGUUAACCCCCAAUGGACGUUUUGAAACCAACAAAAAGAUUUGCCUAAGCAUUUCUGGCCAUCAUCCGGAAACAUGGCAACCUUCGUGGAGUAUCAGAACAGCUUUGUUGGCUUUAAUUGCCUUUAUGCCAACACCAGGGAAUGGGACAAUUGGUUCUUUAGAUUAUAGUAAAGAAGAAAGGCAGAAGCUUGCAAAAAAAUCACUAAACUGGCAAUGCGAUACUUGCGGCAAAGUUGUUGAUUUGUUGUCAAAGAAUACAGUCAAAAAACCUAUCACAGUAGAAGAGCAAACUAUGUUAAACACAAUAGCAUUAAAGGCUGAUGACUCACCCACUUCAGAUACAUCUUACUUAGUCAAUUCAGAUACUGUAUCUGAGAACCAACUGAGACAACGCGGUAUCGAGCCAAUUAUUAAUGAGACUCAAGAUCGACAACAGUCUGAUGUCAUAGUAAAUCAACAAGUAGAAACGAUGUCAUCUUCGAACGAUUUAUUUUGGAGCAUUCUGAUCGCUUCCUUAGUAUCAGCGAUAAUUCUACUUGUUUUACGACGGCUAUUUCUUGUUUAAAUUAUUCUAAAUGUAACAAAACGUUAUGACUGUAAGUAUGUUAACAAACGAAGUAAAUUUUAUACACAUUUUAUGAAACAUUUUUAAACUUAGAAGAUGUCAAAUUUAUACACACUAGAAAUAACCAGAACUUCUCAUGAAAAUAAUAUGUGACAGAGAUUGCAUUGAAAUAUUCACUGUAGUAUACAUCUCUUUCUUUAUCUUUCUCUUAUAUUAAAAAUUAUAAAAUUAUAGAAACUAGUUGUUUUUGCGUAUAAACACAAGAUUUAUAUAUUACGUUAUUUUGUUUUUUAAUUGGUGGUAUUUAGUUAUCUUUUAGAUGUCUUUUUAACUUUUUGAUAUAUAAUAUAUACUUGCAAUGCAUAAUAAAAGGAGCUACAAAUUGCAUUUAACAUGCAUACUUAGUUAAUAAUUUAUAUAUAUAUAUAUUUAUGUAUAUAUAUAUAUAUAUAUAUAUUUGUUUAGUUAUGUGUAAAUUAGAUCAGUGUUAAACAAAUGUAUUACUUUUAUCAAAAUCAUACCGUAUUUGUACAAAAAAUUGA